Lachancea lanzarotensis is the source of this 645-nucleotide messenger RNA. Its product is annotated as LALA0S08e07272g1_1. The record is from RefSeq and is a predicted model, not a curated record. The transcript has a single exon. The coding region runs from base 1 to 645 and encodes 214 amino acids. Lineage: Eukaryota; Fungi; Ascomycota; Saccharomycetes; Saccharomycetales; Saccharomycetaceae.
AUGGACUACAAGGAUACCGAAGAGCAUUUGAUAGAGACUAUAGAAGGAUCUCAAAGCUACAGUGGAGACUAUGGACCAUUACCACGAGACACGUUCAAAAGUAAACUAUCGUGGGAACUGAAAUUUCGGAAGUGGAGCUAUGUAAUUCUUUUGUUGACCAUCAUAGUAUAUGGCUUGCUCGUUGUGGUUUGCUUUGGGAUAGAUAAACGUGCAGGAGUACUAUUUACAGUCUUCGGCAUUUUUCUCUUCUUUGUGCCACUUUGCGCUUUCGCUUCAUCAUCUGAAAUAAUGUGGAACCACACAACCGUGCGUAUCUGGAUGGUGGAGAUAAUAAAUACCAACCCUGGAGAUGACUUGAAUAAGUGGGAUUUGAUUGCUGCUAAAAUGAAUACUAUUCUUUACGAAAAUGACGAAAGGGCCACGAAGUAUUAUUUCUACGACGGGAAACAUUGCUUGUUUAGAUUUGUCAAUAAAUGUGUCGCGCCAUCUCCGGAUAACAGUGCAGCGUGCUGCCCCAGUCUCGGUCCCUUUGUCAAAGCUGCCGCAGAUCAAUACAUCGAGCAUUUCAAUGAGCAAUUGCGGCAAAUGACAUUAGGUAGCUCUGCAGAUCGCACCGAAGUUGCCACUCAGAACGAGACAGUUUGA